AUGGUGAGGAUUGCUAUCGCCGGUGCCUCAAGUGAGCUGGCUCGAGAAAUCCUGGACAGGCUCGUCGCAACCGGAAAACAUGAGAUCAUCGCGCUUGUCCGCAAGGAAACUUCCCAAUUUCCUGAGCUGACUGGUGUCAAGUGGAUUCAGACUGAUUACAAAGACGAGUCAGAACUAGUCGAGCUACUCCGCGGAGUCCAUACCGUUCUAUGCUUUUUUGCAGUCCACUUGGACCCGGGCUGUGAAACCCAGAAGCGGCUUAUCGACGCUGCUGUCAAAGCUGGCGUUAGAAGAUAUGCCCCGUCUGAAUGGGCUACAGGCGUCAAAUUGGCCGAUUCACUUGACGUCAUGUCGUGGUACAGUGGUAAGAUUGAGAUUGUUAAGUAUCUUGAGAAUCUCAACUCGGAGAAAAAGGUAGUCCUCGAGUAUACACGAUUUCAACCCGGUGGCUUUAUGGAUUAUUUCUGUCAUCCACACAAGACCACCAAAUAUGUAACCACCACCGUCGUCAAUGUGGAUUUCGAAAAGCGACGAGCAAUCGUUGUUGAAGGCACACUCGAUGACGACAUCGUUUACACGUCUGUGGAGGAUAUUGCAAAUGUGGUCACACAAGCUGUUGACUACGAGGGCGAAUGGCCAGAGGUUGGAGGUAUCUGUGGUGAGAAAAUCACCAUUCGCCAGCUAUUGAAGCUCGGUGAAGAGAUACGGGGAAAACCUUUCACGAUUGAAUGGCUCAAGAUGGAAGACCUCGAGGCCGGGGAGUUGAAGACGGAUAAUUACCCUCGCCUUGAAUUGCCAUCCAUUCCUCAGGAGCAAAUCGAAGCUUUCUCGAAGAUGGCCACAAUUGGGGUUUUGAUUGCCUUUCACCGGGGAGUCUGGACUGUAUCGGAUGAGUGGAACAAGCUGUUGCCGGGGUACCAGUUUACAAAGGUUGAAGACCUUUUGAAGAAGGCUUGGAGGUCCGGUUAG
This is a messenger RNA of Fusarium sp. VM40, 969 nucleotides long. The record is from the annotation of a GenBank genome assembly. Lineage: Eukaryota; Fungi; Ascomycota; Sordariomycetes; Hypocreales; Nectriaceae.